Hyposmocoma kahamanoa is the source of this 2877-nucleotide messenger RNA. Its product is annotated as ATP-binding cassette sub-family A member 3-like. The transcript is spliced from 18 exons. Gene Ontology annotation, cellular component: intracellular membrane-bounded organelle; membrane. Gene Ontology annotation, molecular function: ABC-type transporter activity; ATP binding; lipid carrier activity. Gene Ontology annotation, biological process: lipid transport; transmembrane transport. Bases 193 to 2877 code for a protein of 894 amino acids. NCBI's taxonomy places the organism in Eukaryota, Metazoa, Arthropoda, Insecta, Lepidoptera, Cosmopterigidae. The record is from RefSeq and is a predicted model, not a curated record.
UACACACAUUUUAUUACUAAGAUCAAGAAUUGUUGUGGUGUCAAAAUGUGUUGUGUAUUACUUGGUUAUAAUACAUUUGUAAUUAUUUUUAGCCCCGUUGGGCGAAUGCGUGGCGAACAAAACAUGUGAUAGAACAAUGAAUGUUACGUAAGAAUUAUCAAUUCAAGUUGCGGUGCGAACCAGUUGUUUAAGAUGCCGUUCGAAGUUUUGAAAUCGUUGAAGGUUCUUAUGUGGAAGCACCUUAUGGUGCGCGGUAGGAAAUAUAUACUCACUUCCAUGGAAUUGCUGUUGCCCCUGGUAUACUUCUUGUUAAUUCAUCUUAUUUGCCUCCAUUUUGCAAAUAAGAGACUUUUUCCAAUAAUGAUAGAGAACAUGCAAAUUACCAAUCUUCAAGAUACCGAAUCACACCCACAAAACGAAACAAAGCGGGAUCACAGAUAUUUAGACCUUCUUUUGUACACUCCAGAUACUAAUUCAACGCGACAGCUCAUGGACGAAGUAGGGCCACAGCUAAAUCUGGAUCGUUUGGACCAACUAUCUGUGGACUCCUUGAAUACGAAAAAGUACGUGGGAGUUAAAAACGAAAGCUUUUUUAAUACGUUUCUAACCACAAAAAAGAAUUUGAAGUUUGACAAGUUUGCAAUCGUCAUAUUCCAUAAUGUAGAGAACACACUGCCCAGUCAUUUGCGAUACACUAUAAAAAUUAACGAAGAAAGCUACAUACAUGGAUAUCAAUCGAUGUACUUUCUGAUGAAUUCUCACAAAAACUUUGACAACGACCAUCUCCUUUUCAUGCGCGUCCAGUGGGCGAUAGACUCCAGCUACCUCGAACUGCAAGGCGUCGACAUUAAAAAAUUAAAACUGUCCGUGCACGAGGUGGACGUAUCGUCUCAGAAAAAGUUGGACAGGGAAACCAUCUCCGUAAUGGUGCACAUUGCUUGUGUCAUGUCACUUUAUAUACCCUUCGUCCUUCUAAUGGUUAAGUUGCUUCAGGAACGAUGUUCUGGCGUGCAAGAAUUGAUGAAAAUUAUGGGCGUAUCAGCAAAUUUGCUAGAUCUAUCGCAUUUCCUCGACGUGCUACCAACGGGUCUCGUUUUCAGUAUAAGUGGAACCGUAUUCCUCACUGUUGGAAAGAUAGCUGUAAUACCAGAUACAGAUCCUUUGUUAAUUUUCAUUAUGUUACUGCUGUAUUUCAUCUCUGUGAUGGCAUUUGCAUUCGCCUUCAGUUACAUUGCUAAAACUGAGAGGAAUCUACCGAUAUUGGACAUUUUCGUGCAGCACAACCCGGGCAGCGGUUCCGUAUUUGCUAGCUAUGUUAUGUUCAUACUUCAAACCAUCAUCUUUGCUUUCAUUUCCUGGUACCUUAAUAAAGUACGCCCCGGCAAAUAUGGAACUGCGCUGCCGUACACCUUCUUGUUCAAGGCUCAAUUUUGGAGCAUCAAAAAAGUUGCCCUUAUAACAAUGGACAAAGAAUACAUGACGACGAUAACCAAGGACCGCGACCCGCUCUACUUCGAGAAACCGCCGCCUUCCGCCGAGAUUGGCAUCCGCAUUACCAACCUCACUAAAGUGUACAAUGAACAGAAAGUUCUGGAUAACGUGUCAUUCGAUGUGUACAAAGGGGAAAUCACGGUGCUGCUCGGGCACAAUGGAGCUGGAAAAACUACAUUAAUGUCGAUUAUUACAGGUGUGAUAUGCGCAACAGAAGGUACAGUGACAGUAUACGGCCUGGACACGGUUCAGCACCAGAAGCAGGUGCGAAAGCUAAUCGGGCUAUGCCCGCAGGACAACAUUUUUUUCCCUCACCUAACAGUGCUCGAGCACGUCAUGUUCUGCGCUAUGUUAAAAGGCGCCAAUCGCAAGGCAGCGAAGGAAUUUUGUCUUGAACUUCUGGAUCGCCUAAAAAUUGCAGACAAAGCCAAUAAUAAGAGUGAACAAUUGUCGGGGGGCAUGAAACGAAGAUUGCAGCUCGCGUGUGCACUUGCUGGAAGAGGAAACGUGCUAAUACUCGAUGAACCUACGUCGGGACUCGACAUCAAGACUCGUCGAGAACUUUGGAACUUGUUAUUGUCACUGCGUGGUGAGCGUACGGUGCUACUGACGACGCACUUCAUGGAAGAGGCAGACGCACUAGGCGACCACGUGGCGACGCUAAACGGUGGCCAACUGCGCGCUCUUGCUACGCCCAUUUACCUCAAAAAGAACUUAGGCACCGGCUACCGCCUAUCCCUAAAGACAAUCGGACUACCCCAGAAAAAGGCUAUCACACGUCUCGUAAUGACUUACGUACCAGAAGCAACACUAAAAGAAAUAGGUCUCGACACCCUCGAAUACUCACUACCGUCCACCAGCAGCAAUUUCUCGACAUUACUCACGCAGUUGGAAAACGAACGAUCGAAACUCCGAAUAGAUUCGAUCGGAGUCGGUGUUUCGACUCUCGAGGAAGUUUUUACAAAAUUGUGCAGCGACAUUGAAACAUCUUUCACGGAGGACACUUUCGACGAUGAAUUACAAGAGUCAUCGUACCCAAUAGUGAUGGGCUAUUAUCUACUCUGGAACCAAUUUCUUGUGCUCUUGCUGAGACGUAUUAAGAGUAUGUACUGUAGGAAGUGGAAUUUCUUCUUCAUGCAAGUACUAAUACCAAUUUUAUUAAUAUUCGCCAUGACAUACAUGACUAACGAUCCAGUAAAAAGUGAUGAUGAAGACCAUAAAACGACCAUGAACUUCAGCAUGUUUAGAGACAUGCACCAACUGAAGGUUUUUUACAAACUAGACUAUAAGAACCGUGAAUUUUUAAAGACUUUUCGACCGUUUGGCAACGUUGAAUUUGAAGAAACGUCCAAUAUAAUUGAUGUGCGGUACCUCGAAUCACCUUGA